AUGCGUCCAACGCAACGCCUGCGCCUUGACGCCUUCAUGGUCUUGGCCUUCUCGAUGUUCUGUUCGGCGACUGAAGAACUCUUCCUUGCUCAUCAGCACCUCCUUGAUGUCCACCGUCGCGUCGGCGUUAAUGUAUUCGACAUCUUUCUCGGCACCCGCAAACUCAUUGCCAGGGGAGUUCGGCUGCGUGAUGUUGGGGGCGAGGAUGUCCAACAUAUCAUGCGAACCGCUCGAGUCGAGGCCUUUGUUCGCGAAGCCUUGUGUCUGGAUCAUCGUGAACUUGCUCAUCGGGAUUUCCUUGCCGUUGUCCACUAUGGUGCCCAUCAUUUCGCCGAGGUCCUCGGAGGACUGUCGUCUAGUGUCGGGCGGGUGGAGAUCGACAAGCGAUGUCGCCUUGGACUUGAGUGCCGCGGUGCAUUUAUCCGCAAUGACACCGCUGCCUUUAUCGUCUAUGGCAGACGUUGCAUCCAAGUGCACAACCUCAUAGGAGCCGUCGUUAUCAGGUGCUUCUGGUCUGUAAACAUCCGAAUUGAGCGGCAGCGACGGGAAGACCAACUGCCCCAAAGGCACGCUGACAUCACGUGCCAAGCCGAGAAUGUACUCCUCGACGGUCUUGCCGGUGACGCGGCGAACGAGUUCUCCCAUGAUCCACCCGAAGUAGAGGUAGCCGUAGUUCGUCAUGCCAAUGGCUUCUUUGUGCAAAUUAGCCUGCUGAAUGUCCUUUAUCAUGGUUUCGUAGUCCAGGUUCUCUAUGAGGAGGAUGUUGGGGUACGGCAUCACCAGCCCGGAGGAGUGGUUCAGCAUCUCCCUGAUGGUGACCUGCUCCUUGUCAUUCUGCCCGAAUUCAGGCCAAUGCUUGCUGAUGGGGUCGUCCAGAGAGACGUCGUAAUGCGUCGUGAGGUUCAGGACGGCAGUGGCUAUCAGCCCGUUCAUCAUGUGGCUGACCUGGAAGAGCGCCACGGAGUUGACGGGCCUGCACUCGUACCUUCCCAUCGACCCGUGCGCCAAGUCCACCUCAACCGCUCCAUUGCGAAUGACACAUACCUGCGCCGCCACCAGCAGGCUGCUGUCCUUCGCUAUCGGCGUAUAGUACACGUUGUACAGCGCAUUGCCGCUGUUCUUGUACAGAAUCUGCAGGAAGGGCAGCCGCACCUUGAGCGUGAUAGCAUAGUUGCGGUACUCGGAGACGACCUUCAGCAGAAUGGGGAAGAAGUUCGGCGCGUUGAUGAUGAAAUCCUUGAUGAAGAUGCGCCCCUGGUAGUGCCAUUCGCCGGCCUUCUCGUCUUCAGAGACAAGGUUCAUCGAACCGUCUUCCGCGCAGAAAUCCAUGACCUUGCUGAAAUCGGACGAGAAGAUGUUCAGCAGCGACUCGAGGAAACGCUCGUAACUGAAGUCCUUGUGGGCCGUCAUGUCGAAGCCCGCCUCAACGAAACCCAUGAAGCACCCUAUGGUAUCACCGAUGCACAUAGCGUAGGUGAGGUGGCACAGCCCAAUACGCUGCUUGGUCGUCAGCGACUGGGUCAUACCCCAAUCAAGCAGCACCGGGUAGAACUUGUUGUCCACUUUGCUGCGCGUCAGCAGCACGUUUCCCGGGUGGGGGUCGCCGUGAAACUUUCCCGACGACAGGAUCUGGUAUAUGGCAAAGUCCUGAAUGUCGUACACGAUGCCCGACGCAUCGAUGUUGUUAUCCUGGAAAAACUUGACAUCGGUCAUCUUGUAGAGCUCGAAGAACUCCAUGGUGAUCACACGCUUCGAGCAGUACUUGUCGAAAACGCGUGGCACCACUAUGGGGAUGCCGGACACCUCAGCGUCCACGCCGGCGAGCCGGCAGCUCUCCGCCUCGAUUUUGAAAUCUAUUUCUUGCAAGGCCGCAGCCGUGUAAUCGUCGAUCGAUGCGAACAUCCUCUGAUAUGUGCCCAUACUUUGGGCGACCCACAAAAUCAUCUUUAA
Molecule: messenger RNA, 1950 nt
Organism: Babesia ovata
Lineage: Eukaryota; Apicomplexa; Aconoidasida; Piroplasmida; Babesiidae
Exons: 4
Coding region: 1-1950 (649 amino acids)
Source: RefSeq, a predicted model, not a curated record